Molecule: messenger RNA, 414 nt
Organism: Exophiala xenobiotica
Lineage: Eukaryota; Fungi; Ascomycota; Eurotiomycetes; Chaetothyriales; Herpotrichiellaceae
Exons: 2
Coding region: 1-414 (137 amino acids)
Source: RefSeq, a predicted model, not a curated record
AUGAGGGCGUCCACAACCUCAACAGAGCCUCCGGCGACUAGCAAUCGGCGUAAGACCCAGGGCAUGACCAAUGGUCAGAAUUCGGGGAUGGCAGUCAGACCGGCACCCAUGUCCAAGAUAUCCCAGAGCGCCGAGCUGGACGAGUAUACGGCCAGCAUGCGCAAUUACCUGGCAAGCGUGGAGAAUGGCCGACGUCAGUCCAUCAGUGACCGCACUGAUUCUGCUUCGAGUAGCAGCAACGGUAACAGCAGUGGAAGUGACCGGGAGAAAUCUCCAGAGUUCCAAUGGAUGGAUCUGGCAGCCCUGCGAAGAGCGCAUGGAGCAGUGGAUGUAAGAUCGGUAUCUCCAAAGACAGCAGACAUUAUCUCCACCAACAUCGCCAACGAGAGAAUCGAUCGACCAGUCCAGGUGUAA